CGCAUGCGCCGUGUGUGUUCCUGGCCAGAGGAUGAGGCGGCGAUGGUGGUCUCGCUAUCUCCCCGCCCCCCGGCUCCCGGUCGCCGAGGUGCCCGGAUGUAGUGGAUGAGGCAGCGUCAGGCUCGCUCCUGCCCCCGGGACGUGUAGACGAGUGGCGAGCGGCUCGAGCCAGGAGCGCCCAGCGCGGGGACCCGGGGGGAGAGCCAGAGCCUGCGCCGACCCGCAUCCUGCCCCCGCCGCCCUGCAGAGCGACCGGCCGGCUGCCCCGGCCAAGCGGAGAGGCCCCGCUCCCCUCCCCCAGUGCAGCCCCCGCGGAGACGCUCCCCGUGGCCGGGCCUCCCGCCGGGCCCCCGCCUCCUUCCACCGUGCGCGAGGAGCGGCCCCGGCAUGAGCAGCGCCCGGAACAACCGCGUGAUGGUGGAGGGGGUCGGGGCCCGGGUGGCGCGGGGCCCGGACUGGAAGUGGGGGAAGCAGGACGGCGGCGAGGGCCACGUGGGCACCGUGCGCAGCUUCGAGAGCCCCGAGGAGGUGGUGGUGGUUUGGGACAACGGCACCGCGGCCAAUUACCGCUGCUCGGGGGCCUACGACCUGCGCAUCCUGGACAGCGCCCCCACCGGUAUCAAGCAUGAUGGGACUAUGUGUGAUACUUGUCGACAGCAACCAAUCAUUGGCAUCAGAUGGAAAUGUGCUGAAUGCACAAAUUAUGACCUAUGCACAGUCUGUUAUCAUGGGGACAAACAUCACUUGAGGCAUCGUUUUUAUAGAAUAACCACACCAGGAAGUGAAAGGGUGCUGUUAGAGUCUCGUCGUAAAUCAAAGAAAAUUACAGCAAGAGGAAUCUUUGCAGGUGCCAGGGUGGUACGAGGAGUUGAUUGGCAAUGGGAAGAUCAAGAUGGUGGCAAUGGACGUAGGGGGAAGGUAACUGAAAUCCAGGACUGGAGUGCAUCAAGCCCACACAGUGCAGCAUAUGUUUUAUGGGACAAUGGCGCUAAAAAUCUUUAUAGAGUUGGCUUUGAGGGCAUGUCUGACCUGAAAUGUGUUCAGGAUGCCAAAGGAGGCUCUUUCUACAGGGACCAUUGUCCUGUGCUAGGUGAGCAAAAUGGUAACAGGAAUCCUGGUGGGCUGCAGAUUGGUGAUCUGGUAAACAUUGACCUUGAUUUAGAAAUUGUACAGUCUUUGCAGCAUGGUCAUGGGGGAUGGACCGAUGGCAUGUUUGAGACCUUAACCACCACUGGCACAGUUUGUGGCAUUGAUGAAGAUCAUGACAUAGUAGUACAGUAUCCAAGCGGCAACAGGUGGACAUUUAAUCCAGCUGUUCUCACCAAAGCCAAUGUUGUCCGAAGUGGAGAUGCUGCUCAAGGUGCAGAAGGAGGUACCUCACAGUUUCAAGUGGGUGACCUCGUUCAAGUUUGUUAUGAUUUAGAACGAAUCAAGCUUCUUCAGAGAGGUCAUGGAGAAUGGGCUGAAGCAAUGCUCCCUACUUUAGGUAAAGUUGGCCGUGUCCAGCAGAUUUAUUCAGACAGUGACUUAAAGGUAGAGGUUUGUGGAACCUCUUGGACAUACAAUCCAGCAGCUGUCUCAAAGGUAGCAUCAGCAGGAUCGGCUAUAAGCAAUGCAUCUGGUGAGAGAUUGUCUCAACUUUUGAAGAAACUGUUCGAAACACAAGAAUCUGGGGACCUCAAUGAAGAACUUGUUAAAGCUGCUGCUAAUGGAGAUGUAGCUAAAGUGGAAGAUUUGCUAAAGAGACCGGAUGUGGAUGUGAAUGGGCAGUGUGCUGGACACACAGCUAUGCAAGCAGCCAGUCAGAAUGGACAUGUUGACAUUUUGAAAUUACUUCUGAAACAGAAUGUGGAUGUGGAAGCGGAGGACAAAGAUGGAGACAGGGCUGUUCACCAUGCAGCUUUUGGAGAUGAAGGUGCUGUGAUAGAGGUUUUGCACAGAGGCAGUGCAGAUUUGAAUGCUCGCAACAAACGCAGACAGACUCCACUUCAUAUUGCUGUUAACAAAGGUCAUUUACAAGUUGUAAAGACCUUGCUGGACUUUGGCUGUCAUCCUAGUCUCCAGGAUUCUGAAGGAGAUACUCCGCUUCAUGAUGCGAUAAGUAAAAAGCGUGAUGACAUCCUGGCUGUACUGUUAGAAGCUGGGGCAGAUGUUACUAUUACAAACAAUAAUGGAUUUAAUGCUCUCCAUCAUGCUGCACUAAGAGGGAAUCCCAGUGCAAUGCGUGUAUUGCUGUCCAAGCUACCACGGCCAUGGAUUGUGGAUGAGAAGAAGGAUGACGGCUAUACUGCCUUACAUUUGGCAGCACUCAAUAAUCACGUGGAAGUGGCUGAACUCUUGGUGCAUCAGGGCAAUGCUAACCUGGAUAUCCAGAAUGUCAACCAGCAGACUGCAUUGCACCUUGCCGUUGAACGACAGCACACACAAAUAGUUAGGCUCUUAGUCCGUGCAGGUGCUAAACUGGAUAUUCAGGAUAAAGAUGGGGAUACUCCCCUACAUGAAGCCCUGAGGCAUCAUACUUUGUCACAGCUUCGCCAGCUCCAAGACAUGCAAGAUGUGGGCAAGGUAGAUACUGCUUGGGAGCCAUCAAAGAACACAUUAAUAAUGGGACUUGGUACCCAAGGAGCAGAGAAGAAGAGUGCAGCAUCUAUUGCCUGCUUUCUGGCAGCAAACGGAGCUGACCUCAGUAUUCGUAAUAAGAAGGGUCAGUCUCCUCUUGACCUCUGCCCUGAUCCUAGCCUCUGCAAAGCAUUGGCUAAAUGUCACAAAGAAAAAGUCAGUGGACAGGUUGGCUCUCGAAGUCCGUCUAUGAUCAGCAAUGACUCAGAAACUUUAGAAGAAUGUAUGGUGUGUUCAGACAUGAAGAGAGAUACGUUAUUUGGCCCAUGUGGACAUAUUGCUACUUGUUCCCUCUGCUCACCACGGGUCAAGAAAUGCCUCAUCUGUAAAGAGCAAGUCCAGUCCAGAACAAAGAUUGAAGAAUGCGUGGUAUGUUCAGACAAGAAAGCAGCAGUACUCUUCCAGCCUUGUGGUCACAUGUGUGCUUGUGAGAACUGUGCAAGCCUGAUGAAGAAGUGUGUGCAGUGCCGGGCAGUGGUUGAGCGGAGAGUGCCUUUCAUUAUGUGUUGCGGAGGGAAAGGUACAGAAGAUACCACUGAUGACAUUUCAAGUGGAAACAUUCCAGUUUUACAGAAAGACAAGGACAACACCAAUGUCAAUGCAGAUGUACAGAAGCUGCAGCAGCAGUUACAAGACAUAAAGGAACAGACCAUGUGCCCGGUUUGUUUGGAUCGUCUGAAGAAUAUGAUCUUUCUCUGUGGCCACGGAACAUGUCAGCUUUGUGGAGACCGAAUGAGUGAAUGCCCUAUAUGCCGCAAGGCUAUAGAACGAAGAAUCCUUUUGUAUUAAACAAUAAAACCAAGUGUCAUCUGUAGCUUAUCAAAUUGUCAGUACAUUUUGGUCAUCAAAUCUCUGUAAGUUUGAAAGGCAAUUUAAGGUUCUAAUGAAAACAUUUCUAAUACUCCAAUACAUAUGUGCUAUGUUGUAAUUGCUUAAAGACUAAACACACCAGAAAAGAAAACAGUAUUUGAACAGUCAACUUUUAGUUGUACUAUCAAGAGACAGCUAAGAUAAGGCUAACUUAAUAAAGCAAGUCUUUCCCCUCCCCACCCCAUUAAAGCACCAAGUGUAAAGGGACAAUCCUGAUUUUCUGUUUUGGUAUCUUUAAAGUUUUUAUAUGUAUGUAUGGACUUUAAUAUCAGCCAUCAAGUAAUGUAGAUUUUGUACUGCCAGUUGCUUUCACAUAUUUAUUUUUUUAGCUCAAGUUUGACACCUCUUUAGCGUUUGCUUAAUUGUCAAAUGACAGAGAAAGUUAUGCCUCAUAGUACUAUUGUCUUGAAAGGUACAGUAAUGCAAAAUCAGCACAAUAUAUCCAAGUAGUAUUCAGGACCAUACCAUUCCUAUAAGAUGACAUCAGAAUAUAACCACGUGGAUAACUUUGACUGUAAUGUGCCCUACAUGCUCAGUGUGGGUUUAGAGGAGAAUGUCAGUGGAAAGAAACACAAGUUUGCUUUAGGAAUGUUAUGCCCCCAAACCUGUACUUCAGUCUGACAGAAUCAAAUUAAACUAAAUAAGGAACUUCUUAAUCCUGUCAACAAAAAAACCUAAUAUAUAGAAUUGUGAGUGGAGAGUACUGAUUGUUUUUCUUUACAAGGUAUUUGAAAAAUAAGUGUAGAUCAGUUAUCAAUUUCACACCUAAAGAGUGUAGUUGAUUAAAAUAUUUGGGGAACAAGUGUAUAACCAGAGAGUAGGGAAAUUAUGGGUCUCAUGAUCUAAGGAAACUGGGUGAUAUAUUUUUCCUUUGGAUUCUGUAGAAAUCAGCUGUUCUUUAAAUCAUCUUUUCUGUUGCAGACUGCAUUUUUUACAUAAAUCAGUGUGGUCUUCUAUUAAACCAGUCUUACAGAAUAAAUAUAGGGAAACAAUAGUAACAGCAAAGGAGGUAAACUAUAUAUUGCCCAUUCAUCGCAAUGGAGUAUUAAUUUCAAAUCCCAGCAGUGACCAUUUAAUAGCUAAUAUUAAGCAAGGGAGUGGUGAUAAGUCAGUGGGUUUCCUGACACAUGGAUAGGUUACUUGAAACUGGUUGUCGGAGUUAGCUAGGAUUUGUAUUGCACUUAUAGAUGCUCUUGGCUUUUUGACUACUACCAGCAGCUCCAAAACAUGAGUAAGAGCACAAUCCAAAUGUUCUUCAGGCUUUGGUGGUGGGACUGUAGUCAGGAUUUCAGGAAAGGAGUUAAAUUUGGAGCUCUUACAGCCAAAUGAUGGCAUAUAAAAGCAAUUCAGCAGUUACCUGAAUUACUGAUUGAAUAGAAUAUGAAAUCAGUGCUUGUUGUCUUUUAGCCUUGAUUUGGACAAUUUCUUUCAAGGAUUGUGAAAUACACAGUGGAUUCAGUUAGGUGCCUUACUUGCAGCUAACACCGGUCUCCUUCAUUUAACUCCUGUUACACAUGGCAGGGACAUGAAAGUGGGAAUUGGUCUGGGGAAGAUCAAGGUGAGAAUGAAGUGAUUCAUAGUCAGCAUUCUUCACCUGGAAAAUCACGUGCUUACACAAUGCAUGGUCUUCUGUCACGUGCUUACACAAUGCAUGGUCUUCUGAAGUGUGUGAUAAGCUUGUGUUGAUCUUUGGAAUUCUGCACACUUCAGCCAAAAUCUCAGAAGAAUUUACCAAUGCUUUUUAAGUGUUGAUCAUGUAGUUAGAACACCUGUAUGGUAGAAGAAAACUCUACAGUGGUUUCUUAGAAAAUCAAUACAUAAUGCAUUAGCUGACAAAACAGUCCAUGCCCCAAAAUUUCUGAUCCAACAGGUAGAGAUGUUUCUUGCUCUUUUUAACUCAAUCCAAUCCAGUAUUCUUUGUUCUGAUGUUCCAGCAGUCAUAUAUAUAUAUCAUAUCUCACUCUGUGUUUGGUCAUCUACAAAGCUUUCUGCUUUGCCUGGUGUUUUGAGUCCCUAUUCUAAAAUAGGCAGAUCCCAGUAGCUUCUAAAUAAAAUCUUUGGUUGUCAGUAAAUCUUGUCCUCAGUUUAGCAGUCCCACAACUGGUUUAAUUGCUUUAGCUCUAGGAAUUUUAUAUACUUUUGGAGUUGCAGCCUGGUUAGCUGAGGUUUCUGAAUUCCAGUCUGAGAGAAUUCUUACAUUCUGUGUUCUUGUGUAAUCAGAAUAAUUCUGGUAUGAUUUUUCCAACGUUUUUGGGGAAAUGGUGUGGUAGCCCAUGCUGCAUACAUUGCAGAUUUUUUCUCCCUUGACAUAAGGGUCACCUGGCUUCUGUGGUUGGUGUUGCACAGCAGGACCCUUUGGCUUCUUGUCCCCCUGUUGACCCUUCUCCAAAAGAACUGGUUCUGUCUAAUACAGAGCAACACUGAACCCCUUGCUAUGAAUUUCAUUCUCUUGUUUCAGGUCUCUGACAUGGUUUUCUUUAACCCAGGGCAGAAUCAUUUUGAGCACUGUUUCGUACUUAAAUUAUUCAGAAAGGCCUCUCCAUAAAGGCUCAGUACAAAGUACUUGAUUAACAGUUAAUCACCACUUCUGCACGAUCUCUUGGUAAAUGCAGUUCUCACUCAAAACCCCAUUAUGGUAGCUCAAUGCACUACUUACUACAUAGCAGUCGAUAUUUUUAUAAUAUUUAAGUAAAUUGUGGGGGGGGGGUUGUUUGCAUUCAGCAUUGGAACAAGCCAGUGGUAAGAUCCUAUUUUUUCAUGCAAUGUUCAGCUGUUUAAAUAGUCUGAAUUAAAUCUUGUCUCUACUACAGUAGUGGGUGUUCUCAUUUCAUUGGGACCAGGAUUUCACCCUCUAUCAUGUCUUUUGUGUCUGAUCUUUUCAGGUUGUCUGAAUUAAUUUGAUCCUGUGUUACCAUCUGAUGAUGCAACUAAUACUUGAACCGAAUUUAACUGGGCAUUAAGUAUUUUCCUAAAGGACUAAAUCAAGGCAUCCAGGGGAGAAAACCGGUAGAAAAAUGCUGAGCGUACUUCAUCUGUGGAGAGCACAGAUGUCAGGUGAUAGAGGAGUUCAGUCGGAUGUCAGGUGUGUAGGUGAUAGAGGAGUUCAGUUCACAGUGGGCUUUAUAUUUUUCAACAGUUCCUCAGCUACAAAACUAUAGCUGCUGUAAGACAUAAAUAUAUAAAAUCUAUGGCUAUGUAUAUAAAUAAAGUGAAUAAAAGUGCUGCUCCAAGAGCUGUCCUUUCCACACCAUGGUCCCUGGUUUGUCCCUAUCAACACAUUCAGACCUCUCAUUAUAUAUUUCUUUUUUUGUAUUCAACUUGGUUGAGCAGUGUUGCAUGCAUGAUUCCAUGUCAAAAAUUUAACUGGAUAUUAUCACAAAGUCAAGCCAAAUAGUUUAAUUAGACAACUGCUUUUUUAAAAUAAGUAAUUAAGCAGUUUAACUUUGUAGCACUUAUUGUUUAAGGUGCUAGUAUUGGCAUUCUGUUUACAGAUGAGAGUUUAUCCCAAUUGACAUUAUGAAGUCAGAUAUAGUACUUUCAAUAUGAUUUUUAAUUGAUUUUAAGAAAUGUUUGCCAAAACAUUGUAGCAUAUGUAAAUAGGUGUUUAGACUUGUACACUAUCUCUUCAGAUUGUGAUGUAUGUUAAAGCUAAAGAUUUAGGUAGCUUUGAAGAAACCAGCUGUAUCAGACCAUAUUUAUACAGUAUAUUCACAUUACUUAGCAACAGUAUGUCUGCAGCCUGAUAUUGUCUGAAAGGCUUGCAUACUUCUAUAUGAUACUUGCAUACUUCUAUAUGAUACCUUUUUUUUUUUUUUUCCUGUUUUAAAACAAUCAUAGGCUCAGAAGAUAGGUGGGGGUCAUGGCAAGUAGGGAAAGAUGAGGAUGGGUCAGUGUAUGUCUGUGAGUGAAUCACUGUACAGAUUUUACUGAAACCGGGAACAAGUACUCGAUAAAAGAAAAAAGAAUCAGUAAACAGACAAUUGGAUUUAAUGUACGUGUUUGAGAAUUUCAGAUAUCACUUUUCUUAUUCUUAGAACAAUGCCCCAAUAUUAAGAGUUGUUUGGGAAUGCAAUUGGUUGGAGGAACUUCAAUGUAUUCUUGUUACACAGUCAAGAAGAUAUCUACAUUAUAGUUUAUUAUUUGAGUGCAAAAGUUUUUUAUUAUUUGGGUGUUCAAAAGUUUGCUUGAACAGCUUUCCUUUCUGUAUGGUAAUCAGAUUAAAUUAGAGAUGGCUGCUAUACACAAUAGUAUUGUAAAGGAACUAUGAAGAGACCUUAAUUUUAAAUUUGAGGGGUCUGUACAAUAAGCUAAAUAGCUUAAAGAUGUCAGAACUUAAUCACUUAACUUUCCAGCUUUUCCCCCCCAAUUAUGUACCAUGACUUUUCAGGCCCAUUGCUUAAAGAUAUUCAAUAUCUCUUGCUCUACAUUCAAGGCAUUUGGCACUUUGCAGGAUCUGAGUCACUGCUACAUACUUUCAUGUUUUGUUAAAAUACUAGUUAAGUAGUUCUAGAUGAGGACAAAAUCCCAUUUAAGAAAGAAUAGGUACCCCCCCCCAAAAAAAAAUUUAAAUUGGAAAGGUAAUAAACACAAGUUACUUUGUAAAUGUGAAAAUUCCUUCAAAAACUAGUUUAACUAUAAACUUUGGCCAAAUUGGAAUAUAGAAAAAUUGUGUGCCUUGUUAACAUAGUCUUUAAAAUGUUUUUAAUCUUGUUCUAAAGAUUUGUGAAACGAGCUUUUCAAAAAGAAUCUGAUUUGAUAUUGCCUUUAUGUUGUGAUAAGAAUAUUCACUGAUACUGUGUAGAUAUUACCUAGAGAUGGAGUUUUACUAAGGUAUGCCCUACUUAUUUAUAACAGUAUUACUUACAAUUUAUGGCUAGUGUAAACACUAAAUUGUUUGAGAAAGUUACUUUGAGUUAUUGGUCUCGCUGAGCUUCUCUACAAUAUUGCAAAUGUCAAAAGUUAACAUUUUGCUUUGUUCGUAGUUGCUGGUGAAUUGUGUAGAGCCUGGACCAUAACUUGUGUUAUGAAGUUCUUACAGACCACUACAAUGUUACUUUUAGUAACUCUGCCUUUUUUCUGUCAAAGUGUUCAGUUCUACAGUAAUUGUUCUUUACCUUUAGAACGGAGUGGGAGUUUUCUUAAACACUACAAUUUAGUUUUGAUACAUCAGUUUUGGUGCCUGACUAGAUGUGACAUAAAGGAUUAUUGCUGACUGUAUAAAUAAUGUACAGGAGGAAUGUAUCGUUCCCCAUAGUACUGUACAUUCCUGUUUCCCUUCCCUAAGUUGCUGGAAUUCAUAUACUAUUUUCCUUUUACAAUGCAGAAUGUGUUUUGUUCACAGAGUAAAAUACUGUUGUCUAUAAAGUUCUAUUGUGUGCCAUUUUUAUAGCUAUAGCUGCAGUAAGUAUGAGGGCUUUUUAACAACUUAAACACAUUCAUAAAUGUUCUUCAGUGCAUCUUGGAGAAUAUUAGAGGUUUAAUGGUUGUAUAGUGGCCUUGAUAGAACAAUUGAAUUGGCAGCAGCCAUAGAUCCUUUACAGAAUGGAAGUACAUAUGAAUCUACAAACUGGGUUUAUGCAGCAUAAAUGUAUAUGUAGCAUACGUGUUGCAUUUAUGCCAUUUAUUUGUCUUUCUGUAAAGGAAAGUUAGCAGAUUUAGCUUUUUUAUGCUUUUGUUAAGUCUUGUUUAUGAUAACUACAUCAAUAGAGCAAAUGUGAUAGGGCCUGAGGAUGGUAUUCCAAAUCAGACAAAUAGCUUUUGGGGGAGAGGGUGGAUAGAAAAUUCUACAUAAUAACAUUUUUAGUAUGAAAGGAGAAUCAUUUUAUAAACCAACUUCUCGCAAAAAUUAGCUUAAUAAUUCAGACCUAGCAAAUCUUUUUAUAAACAAGUUUGCAUGGCAUUUCAUAGUUACGAAAGUGUAAGUCUUACUCUGGGCUCCUAGAAAGUAUUUUCUUUGUCCCAAGCUUAGUUAUGGAUGCAACUUAUUCUGUAGUAGAAAUGGGUUUUACUGAACCACAACAACAUUUUUUGCUUUUAUUAGAAAAUCAACUUUGUAUUUUUGGUAAAUUGUAGAUUUGAUAUGACUGUUGACUGGAUUAAAUUCAAGUUGUGUGUGUGUGUGAAUGUAGUUGAUUUCUGUACUGCAAAUAGCUUUACAUAAUUGCAUUGAUUAAAACUGCUUAGCAAGACCUAAGCUUUUCAAAACAAAUGCUAAUGUACCGUAUUGUUAAUAAAACUUAUGAUAUAA
This is a messenger RNA of Caretta caretta (loggerhead turtle), 9736 nucleotides long. RefSeq names its product MIB E3 ubiquitin protein ligase 1 (gene MIB1). Gene Ontology annotation, molecular function: protein binding; zinc ion binding; ubiquitin-protein transferase activity. Lineage: Eukaryota; Metazoa; Chordata; Testudines; Cheloniidae. Gene Ontology annotation, cellular component: cytoplasm. Gene Ontology annotation, biological process: Notch signaling pathway; protein ubiquitination; endocytosis. The record is from RefSeq and is a predicted model, not a curated record.